Messenger RNA from Colletotrichum navitas, 1869 nucleotides. RefSeq names its product XPC-binding domain-containing protein. The coding region runs from base 245 to 1411 and encodes 388 amino acids. Gene Ontology annotation, biological process: proteasome-mediated ubiquitin-dependent protein catabolic process; nucleotide-excision repair. The transcript has 7 exons. NCBI's taxonomy places the organism in Eukaryota, Fungi, Ascomycota, Sordariomycetes, Glomerellales, Glomerellaceae. Gene Ontology annotation, cellular component: cytosol; nucleoplasm. The record is from RefSeq and is a predicted model, not a curated record. Gene Ontology annotation, molecular function: damaged DNA binding; polyubiquitin modification-dependent protein binding; ubiquitin binding.
CCAAACACCGACUUCUAGGUCACCACUUACCUUCGUCAUCUCCAUUAAUUCUGUACCAGUCUUUCCUGCGCACAACAAAACCAACCGGGUGACGGGUUUCUCAUCUUGCACCCACAGCUCACUGCGCAUCUUCUUUCAGCGCUUACCAUCACAGCCAUCCCGCAUCCUUUCGUCCGACCUCACCGAUCACCUUACCCUUCUCCCCUUGUGAUUGCAGCCCUCCGCUGCCCGAAAGCUAGCCAAGAUGAAGGUCACCUUCAAGGACUUGAAGCAACAAAAAUUCACGCUCGAUGUUGAGCCCACCGACCUUGUCUCUGCUGUCAAGCAGAAGAUUGCCGGAGAGAAGGGAUGGGAUCCCAAGGACCAGAAGCUUAUCUACUCUGGCAAGAUCUUGAAGGACGACGACACUGUUGAGUCCUACAAGAUUGAAGAGAAGGGAUUCGUCGUCUGCAUGGUCAACAAGCCCAAGGUACCCAAGCCCACGCCUGCCGCUGAAUCCUCGGCGCCCGCUGUCCCGGCGACUCCCGCUCAGCCCGUUGCCGCGACUCCGGCCGCACCUCCCGCUCCCGCUGCCCACGCUGCCGCGCCCGCCGCCGCCGCUCCCGCCACGCCCACCCCCGCUGCCAGGACCACAGGCGGCGGCGAUGCUGGACCCACGGACCCGUCGAUGGCCAUGGGCGCCCAGCGCCAGGAGGUGAUUGCGAACAUGGAGGCCAUGGGUUUCGAACGUGCUCAGAUCGACGCCGCCAUGCGUGCCGCCUUCUACAACCCCGACAGAGCCGUCGAGUACCUGCUGAACGGCAUCCCCGAUAGCGUUCAAGAGGAGCAGCAGCAGCGACAGGCUGCCGCUGCUGCCCAGCCCGCCCAGCCCGCCACCGGUGCUGCCGGCGGCGACGACGAUGGAAACGUCAACCUUUUCGACCUAGCCGCCCAGGCUCGCGGUGGCGGUGGCGGUGGACGUGGAGCCUCCGCCGGUGGCAACACCCAGGCUGCCGCUGCCGCUGCCGCCGCGGCUGCCGCCCAGGGUGGUUUCGGCAAUCUGGACUUCCUCAGAAAUAACGCCCAGUUCCAGCAACUGCGCCAGGUCGUCCAGCAACAGCCCCAGAUGCUGGAACCCAUCCUGCAGCAGCUCGGCGCCGGCAACCCCCAGCUUGCCCAGCUCAUCGCCAACAACCCCGAUCAGUUCCUGCAGCUCCUCGGUGAGGAGGUCGACGACGACGUUCCUCUGCCCCCCGGUGCGCAAGCCAUCCAGGUCACCGAGGAGGAGCGUGACGCCAUCGAACGGUUAUGCCGCCUCGGCUUCGACCGCGACGCCGCCAUCCAGGCUUACUUCGCCUGCGACAAGAACGAGGAGCUCGCGGCGAACUUCCUGUUCGACCAGCCCGACGACGAUGAAGGGCCCCAGAACUAAGCCGAUCCGCUACGACCGCAUGAUUACACAUUCUAUGACAGACACGCAAGACUCAGGGAUUGCCGGACGGUGUUGACUGGGUAACAACGACUCGAGGGAGACUUUAGGAUACCUAGUCGCGACGACAGGAUCCAUGUCAGCAUGGGCACGGGGCCGCCGUCCUCAUUAUUCGUGGAGUUAGAUUCUUUUCCCAAGAGCCGGCGCGGAGGCAGGUCGGCUGAGGACGACAUGCGGGGGUUGACUUGCACACAUACGGAGGUCGCAUGUCGCGCGCAGUUGCAACGUACAUGCUUGUCUGUGGCCAGGAGUGCUCCCGUUCCGGCUUGAAAGAGAGCGCGGCGUUAAACCUAGGUAGCCAGACCAGGUAGUACCAACUAAUUCAACUUUCCAAUGCCAUUUCUCGUCACAGUGUUGCCUGGAUACUUGGCCUCAGUGACGCUGCUGCCUAUGAUUUGGCC